AUGGCCGGGGCCUUCCUGGGGUUUCCCGCGGGCUGGGCGGGGCUCAUCGACCGCUGGGGCGUCCCCGCGCUCCAGGCCUGGGUCGCGCGCUGCCCGGCGGUGGAGCUCCCGCCGUGCCCAGCGCGCCCGGGCUGCAGCUGCCCAGCCUGCCCGCCCUGCCCUGUUGCCUCAGUGGGCGCGACCACGGGCACUGUCGCACUCGCCUGCGGGACGGCCGCGCUGGCUGGCGCGUCGCUCGGGGCCCUCGGCACCUUCACGGCGCUCCGGCUCUGGGCGCCGCGCGGGGCGUGUCAGGGACGCAGCCGCCGCUGGCUGCGCUCGCCGCUGGGCCUCAUGUCGGAGGCGUGGGCGUGGGUCCUCUACAACGUGGUCGGCGCGCCGCUGCUCCACCAGAGGAGGGUAGCAGGCCAGCUGGCGCUCACGAGUGACGUGAUCAUCGUGACCCCAGAUGACAUGGUCUAUGCCGAGACCUUGCCGACGGCGGGGCCCGACAUCUCGGCGGCGCGGUUCUCGGCUACGAAGUGGCCGCCGCCGCCGCCGGGGAUCGAUCCUGGCGCGACGCACAGGUUCCGCCAGGCCCCUUCGGCGGCGCGCGAGGCGGCCUGGCUGGCGGCCGCCGUCGCGGAGGCCGACGCCGAGUUCGGCCGCCGCCAUCCAGGGGUGCCCGUGCCGCCUGGCGGCACCCUGGUGCCGAUGGCGGGCGGCCUGCUGCCGGGGUUCGUGGCGCUCGCGGCCGCGCCAGCCGCCAUCGUCGGGCCCGUGCCGCCUCCCGAUGGGGCUGCCGCCGCACCGCCCGCGGCCGGGGUCGCCGCUGCUGCGUUGGCCGCUGCCGGGCCGCCCGCGCCCGACGGACCGCUCGCCGCGGCGGUGCCAAGCCCGGCGGCCGGCGUGCCCAUCGCGCCGGGCGCCCCCCCGGCCGUCGGCGCGCCUCCAGGACCCUCCUGGAAGGACGACGGCGGCGCCCCCCUCGGGCCGAACGGCGAGGCGCCAGCGGGCUGGUCGUGGGUGCUCGCCGAGGAUGCAGGCGGCCUCGCCUAUGGCUCGGUGGUGCAAGUCGGCCCGAUCGGUGGCGCGAUCUUGGCAGGGCGAGCGGGCCGACGAGCGACCAUCACUCUCGUCGGAGGUGCCUCCGCCAUGGCGUUCCUCCUGGAGGACUGGCGGCGAGGUGAUUUCAUCGACAAGUGGCGGGGGGCCGACGCGAGGAUCUUAGCGCGCACGCCGGACGUUCGCCUGGCACGGAGCUGGCCCGCAGUGACCGGGUCGGCGGUGGAGGUGGCAGACCCCAGCUUCACCUUGCAGCCGAGGUCCGCGGGCUGGUGCGUGGCGUGGCUGCUGCGGGAGGGCGGGCCCAUUCAGCACCACGAGAGCUGGAAGUCCCGCAAGAGGCUCAACUCCUCGGACUGGGGCGUCUCGGAGCACCACACGCUCUCCACCGUGCUCGAGGACGUCGCCACGCACGACGAGGUGAACGUGACGAACCUCCUCGGCGCGGAGCGUCUUCUGGGGAAGAUGCAGCUGAUCGAGCACUUCUGGGACGAGAAGCAACGGGGGCAGGAUGCGGGGCAGCUGAAGCUGCCAGUGGAGGAGGUCUCCGCUUUCAUGGGCGGCACGGGUCCGUCGAGUCGUCCAAGCAGCAUGGCGCGCCCCGCCCUGCUAGACGUGGUCGGCAAGGAGCUCGAGCGCAUCAGUCAGAUCAAGAAGAACGCCCGCAAGCUGCGGGAGGAGGCGAAGGCUGCCGCUGGGCCGAAAGCCGGCGGAGCCAAGGCAUGA
Messenger RNA from Prorocentrum cordatum, 1770 nucleotides. The record is from the annotation of a GenBank genome assembly. Lineage: Eukaryota; Dinophyceae; Prorocentrales; Prorocentraceae.